Messenger RNA from Eurytemora carolleeae, 2140 nucleotides. RefSeq names its product tubulin alpha chain. Gene Ontology annotation, cellular component: microtubule; cytoplasm. The transcript has 9 exons. Gene Ontology annotation, biological process: microtubule cytoskeleton organization; mitotic cell cycle. Gene Ontology annotation, molecular function: structural constituent of cytoskeleton; GTP binding. The coding region runs from base 54 to 2030 and encodes 658 amino acids. The record is from RefSeq and is a predicted model, not a curated record. NCBI's taxonomy places the organism in Eukaryota, Metazoa, Arthropoda, Copepoda, Calanoida, Temoridae.
UGCACUGAAGAUUAAAAUGUAUCUCCGUACACGUUGGACAGGCAGGAUGUCAGAUGGGAAAUGCCUGCUGGGAACUCUACUGCCUGGAGCAUGGUCUUCAGCCUGAUGGUUUAAUGCCCUCAGAUAAGAGUGCUGCUGGUGGUGAUGAUAGCUUCAGCACUUUCUUCUCUGAGACUGGAUCUGGAAAACAUGUUCCAAGGGCUGUGUUUAUUGACCUGGAGCCGACUGUUAUUGAUGAGAUAAGAACUGGAACUUAUCGUCAACUAUUCCACCCUGAACAGAUGGUGACUGGUAAGGAAGAUGCUGCCAACAACUACGCUAGAGGUCACUACACUGUUGGCAAGGAGAUUGUUGAUCUUGUUCUUGACAGAAUCAGGAAGUUGGCAGAUCAAUGCACUGGUCUCCAGGGAUUCUUGAUCUUCCACUCCUUCGGUGGAGGAACUGGAUCAGGGUUCACAUCUCUUCUCAUGGAGAGAUUAUCUGUUGAUUAUGGAAAGAAGUCUAAGCUAGAGUUCUGUAUCUACCCUGCUCCACAGGUAUGUAUGGAGGAGGGUGAGUUCUCUGAAGCUAGGGAGGAUAUGGCUGCCCUGGAGAAGGAUUAUGAAGAGGCAGGAUGUCAGAUGGGAAAUGCUUGCUGGGAACUCUACUGCCUGGAGCAUGGUCUUCAGCCUGAUGGUAUGAUGCCGUCAGACAAGAGUGUUGCUGGUGGUGAUGACAGUUUCAGUACGUUCUUUGCUGAAACUGGUGCUGGAAAACAUGUCCCCAGGUAUACUUUUGCUCUCAGCGAAGAGUUUGAUACAAAGCUUCACACCAAGAGGAGCAUUCAGUUUGUGGAUUGGUGUCCCACAGGGUUCAAAGUUGGAAUCAACUAUCAGCCUCCUACUGUUAUUCCUGGAGGUGAUCUUGCCAAGGUGCAGAGAGCUGUGUGCAUGUUGUCCAACACCACAGCUAUUGCUGAGGCCUGGGCUAGACUAGACCACAAGUUUGAUCUGAUGUACGCUAAGAGAGCUUUCGUCCAUUGGUAUGUUGGAGAAGGUAUGGAGGAGGGUGAGUUCUCUGAAGCUAGAGAGGAUAUGGCUGCCCUGGAGAAGGAUUAUGAAGAGAAACGUACUGAUAAAAUGAGGGAAUGUAUCUCUGUACACGUUGGACAGGCAGGAUGUCAGAUGGGAAAUGCUUGCUGGGAACUCUACUGCCUGGAGCAUGGUCUUCAACCUGAUGGCAUGCUCCCCCCUGAUAUGAGUGUUGCCAAGGGAGAUGAUAGUUUCAGUACUUUCUUCUCAGAGACUGGAGCAGGGAAACAUGUUCCAAGGGCUGUAUUCAUUGAUCUGGAACCUACCGUUAUUGAUGAGAUUAGAACUGGAACGUAUAGACAGCUGUUUCAUCCCGAGCAGCUUGUUACAGGAAGGUUUGACGGAGCCUUGAAUGUUGAUCUGAAUGAGUUUCAGACUAACUUGGUUCCAUAUCCAAGAAUCCACUUCCCUCUGGUAACCUAUGCUCCAAUUAUCUCUGCUGAGAAGGCUUAUCAUGAGAGCUUGUCUGUAGCUGAGAUUACCAAUGCAUGCUUUGAACCUGCAAACUCCAUGGUCAAGUGUGAUCCAAGGCACGGAAAGUACAUGGCAUGCUGCAUGCUGUACAGAGGAGACGUGGUCCCUAAAGAUGUCAACGCUGCUAUUGCCACAAUCAAGACCAAGAGGAGCAUUCAGUUUGUGGAUUGGUGUCCCACAGGGUUCAAAGUUGGAAUCAACUAUCAGCCUCCUACUGUUAUUCCAGGAGCUGAUCUUGCCAAGGUGCAAAGAGCUGUGUGCAUGUUGUCCAACACUACAGCUAUAGCUGAGGCCUGGGCUAGACUAGACCACAAGUUUGAUCUGAUGUACGCUAAGAGAGCUUUCGUCCAUUGGUAUGUUGGAGAAGGUAUGGAGGAGGGUGAGUUCUCUGAAGCUAGGGAGGAUAUGGCUGCCCUGGAGAAGGAUUAUGAAGAGGUUGGAAUGGAUUCCAAUGAUGCCGAGGAGGGAGAAGGAGAUGAAUACUGAAAAAUCAACCUGGUGUCAACGUCAUUUUUAGUCUUUCAUUGAAAGUGAUCAUUUUUACAAAGAUUUUAUUCUAUUUUGAUUUAAAAAUUUAAUUUCAUCCAUAUUUCAGA